AUGACUUCCGUCCCCCUUCGUCAAACUCCAUGGUUCCAAAGCCAAAAAUGGUUCACCGACAUCCAUUUCGACAAAAAGAAGCUCCAAGAAAUAUCCAAAACACUUCCCCUCUACAAAGAUCUAAUAGAAAAAUUGGAAGCGGACGACACUGCACUAAUCAUCGAUGACGCCGACUGGGCUUUUUGUAUCAGAAGCAUCACCGGCUUGCAUUUGAGCAUUUGUGAUUUCGGGCGAACAGUUAUGGCCCCUUCCGUUUCGCGGGCGAUCAAGACACUUUUAGCGUAUAGAGCACUCGACAUCGCCUGUUACGUGCUGGAUCUUGCUCCCGAGAGGAAGUCACCUUUGCCUUCGGGGAAACCAAUUAACGACCAUGCCGCCCUUCAAAUUUCAAACUGGGCUCACGACAUUCUAGAAAUGGAACGGCUUCUCGAGGCAUAUUGGGCUCAACCAUCAAUCGCCAUUUCAUUGUCUACCUCGGCCUCGUUAUCGGCCUCCUCCUCCAACACUCCAAGUACAGCCACAUCAACUUACACGGUGUCCAACAGUGCAAAGGGACGAAUCAUACGGUCCAUGAGACAAAGUAUGGACCUCUCGAGUUCUGGUCGCCGGUCUGAAAAGGUGCAUCGCUUCCUUGCAUCUUUCCAUGAAGUGAGCGCUGUAAUGGGAUACAUCAUAAGCCACGGAACCACCCAUUUACCCAACUUGCCUCCCGAACUUAUUGCGCACUGUGGAAAACCACCCAGUAAUGAUGUCACCCUUUCCUAUGUUUUGUCCGCGUCGUCUUCUCCCAUCGUGUUAUUCACAAAAUAUAACCCUACCAUGAAAAAUCCGCUCAAAUACCUUGAUUUCUGGUCCACUUCGUUCGACGAUUCAUUCCGCGUUGUCGACAAGGCUUUAUGGACCGCCAUAGUUGCCGUGAUGAUGGGUCAUCUUGAUGCAAAAGCUGCCCUUCGUCGAUUCUUCAAUGAAUCGAGGGAGGUUUUGAACCUUGAAAAAGCAAAGUCGCUUCUUGAGAAAAGCAUGAAGAGAAAUUUGCCGACGGAAGUUAUCAGCAAUGAUGGCCAGGCCACCCAAGGUUCCACCACCUUUCCCGUGAAAAAGAGGCGCGACUUGAGCGGUCGACCACUGGUUCUGCCUAACACUCUAACGCCUGGUCGUCCGGACGCAUCGAGGAUGUCUGACUCUACUCAACGUGAGCCCAUGUUAGUGAAAGAUGAACCCAUGGAUCUCGAUGAGCCAACGCAGGACACGCCUCUAUCAAGUUCAGCAACAACACUACCUCAGCCGUCCAAAUUGAGUUCCACUACGCUAGCCCCAAAAAAGACGGAUAUGACCACCAAUAACACAGGUCCAUCAAAGUCCAGUUCUACGAUGUCGACAAGCGAAAAAACUCAUCCCUUGAGUUCCUCGAUGACAGCAACGGACAAGUCAACAGCAACCCAAAACCAGACGAGUCGCCAUAAUCCUUCUUUCACGAAGUCCCAAAAGUCACCAGUCAUGACUACGACGCAACCCGUUACCACAUCCUCUCGUCAUCCUUCAACGGCAUUGAGGAGGAAUGAUGCACCAUUCAGAGGGGACUGGCACGAGAUCAGGAAACGGGAAGAUCGGUUGAAUGAUUUUUUGACUAAUCACGCUCGGUCUAUGGCCAGAGUCAUUUAUUGGUCUAUGCGUGAGCUCGAAGAUUGGCCCAAGGUCGAUGAUGUUGGUGCCGUUAAGUUGCAUAACGUAGGGGUCGUGUUUGCAUCCGAAUCUGUCAGCUACCCCGUAUCUGGUAGUGAAACAAUUCAUCACUACCGAUCAGCUGGACAUAGUGCCGACGCAAGUACCUGGUUUGAAAACCUAUACAAACGAAGUGAUGUUAUCAAGGCCACUCCUAACGCCAACCAAUCUCUCGUCCUUUAUGACAAGGAGGCGUUCAGGACCCUCGACACCUCUCGCUUGCAAUCUGAUUUUCGGUCACACCACAUCCUCAUCACCAACAAGUCUUACACCGCUCCCAAGUUUAAUAAAGCCGCCCUCAUCAACGUUCUCCAUUCAGAGUCAAAGCCAUUCCCCAUUAUCUAUUAUUCAGAGCCGCAGAAAACACCAUUCUAUCAAAGGGUCAAAGGCUUGUUAGAUCAAGUCGAAAGCGAUGACGGUACUUUGAAAAAAUCGGGGAGGAUUUACACCAUAUACAAAACUCCAACUAUGGAUGGUCCACUUCCAGAUUUACGCAUUGCUACUGACAUUCAAGCAUUUUAUGUCACUGUUGACCGACCACUUUGUCAUCGCCGAGCAUUUCCGAUCUCUGGUACCCAAUGGGCUACCAUAUCCACACCUCACGCCAUCCAAGGAUAUCAGGACGGUGGUUUAGGAACUUAUAUUUAUGUUGAAAUAGGGUUUCUAUUUCUCUUCAUCGCCAAAUCGGAUACCGACGAUGAAUUCCCCUUGUGCACCAAAUCCUUUGACCAACAAACAUUUGAUGUAGCGCUCCUUGCCCCGGGAAGCACCAUUUAUUUACGGCCCAGUACAGUCUGCUAUUCUGUCUCGUCAACCGCAUGCGUCAUCAGGGGCGGACAUUUUAUGAGCCGCUCCACCUUGCGAACGACGGCCCUCGGAAUACUCAGUACUUUUGACACGCUUUCAGAGCAAACCACAUCCUCUCUUGACAUGAUCCGGUACAUAGUUACCAUGUUUCAUGCAAAUUGGGUCAUCAAAGAUGAAGAAGAGCAUCUCGUGGACCAUUUACCUGAUAUUGAAACGUUCGACGGCAUCCUUGAUGUCUUUCACAUCUGCAUCAUCGCCGAGAUGGGAGCCGUUCUAUACUCUCCACGGUACCAAGGAGAUGUGGUCAACUAUUCAGUCAAGCACCGCAUGUCAUUCAUCCACUGCCGCGCGCUUGCCCACCAAAUCUUGCGACACCUGGAUACAUCGUAUCAAUUAACAUCCUUGUCUGGUCAACGGAAUGAAAUAUCAACAGUCUACCUCAAGUUCCUCGUGCAACAAGUGCAAGUGUUUUGGCUCCAACAAACCAAGACUCAUCCCUCCUCAAACAACGCACAUAUGUUCCAAAAGGACCUGGAUGCCAUUGCCGAGGCUAUAGCUCGUUGUUUCCAUGGCAAGGAAUGGUUCUGGAAGGUUUGGGCGGAGUGUAAUCAACCUGAGGAUCAAUCCUCGCUUAGGUAUGGGUACCAUGGGGAGAAUUAUACCGUUGUCCCCCCCAUCCGAAUCAUCCAGUCGGGUAGACCGAUAUCUCAAGAACUACUCGACUCGGACAAAGAGAUGUCUCUCGAAGAGGAGGACGACAAUGAUCAACUUGCUCUAGAAAUAUGGAACCGUAUGGCGGAGAUGAAGGCCUGGGCCAAAACACAAAAUGAAGCAAAGUAG
Molecule: messenger RNA, 3369 nt
Organism: Laccaria bicolor S238N-H82
Lineage: Eukaryota; Fungi; Basidiomycota; Agaricomycetes; Agaricales; Hydnangiaceae
Exons: 11
Coding region: 1-3369 (1122 amino acids)
Source: RefSeq, a predicted model, not a curated record